Eimeria necatrix is the source of this 270-nucleotide messenger RNA. RefSeq lists its product as hypothetical. Lineage: Eukaryota; Apicomplexa; Conoidasida; Eucoccidiorida; Eimeriidae. The record is from RefSeq and is a predicted model, not a curated record. The transcript has a single exon. The annotation marks the transcript as partial.
GUAUUGUCUUGCGUGUGCGCGUCUCCUCUGGAGUCUCUGGAGACAGUGCGGAGCACUUUGGAGUGGAAGCUGCUGCAGUGGCGGGCCAUGGCGGAGCUUUUGGGGGCUUUUUGGACUCUGCAGGAGCAGCCGCACUUUGCGGGCGCGGUGGACUUCAAAAAAAGAUUCCUCCAAGACAAAAGAGCUGCUGCGGAAGUCGAGGAACUCCGCAACGCAGAAGGCAGAGACCCCAGGAACAAGGCUCCCAGACUCGCCAAACACGAGGCCUGA